GUACGUUUUUGUGAAAAUGGCUGCGCCCAUCAUUUGGCGUUUGCGUUGAAUUUUCAAUCUGAAUUUUGAUUGUUAUUUAGUUAUUUCUUGUAAAACAUAUGUCAACAUGUCAGUAGAAAAGUGGGUUAGCGAACGGUUAUUCGAUUUAUUAGGAAUAUCUGACAAAUACAUUGCUCAGUAUUUUGUUGGAUUGGCGAACAAGUCAGGAAGUGAAGAUGAUUUUGUUGAUAGACUAAGGGACACCGGAACUGUUGAAAUAGAUGAUAAUAUUAUUAACUUUACCAAAGAACUCUAUCAUAAGGUACCUCAUAAACAGAAGGCAGUGAAAACAUUAACUGUUCAACAACAGUCACAGUUAGAUUUAGAGAAAAAGAAUCAAACUUUUCAGUUAUUAUCUGAUGGAGAAGAUCUGGAGGAAGAUUAUAAAAUACCUACCAAGAAGAAAAAAGAAAAUAAAAGACAAAAACACUUGAGAAAAAAACAAGAAUCUGAAAGUAGUAGUGAAAGUGAGAAGGAUGUUCCUGUUAGUCGUGGUCGUCAAGCUGAGAGUUCAUCAGAAGAUGAAAUGGAUGCCUUGGAAAAAGAAAGACUUCAUGAUUUACAGGAGAGAGAUGAAUUUGCUAAUAGAAUGAAAGAUAAAGAUAAGGACAAAACUAGAAAUGUUGCUUCAAAGUCAGAAAAAAGGGCAUAUGAAGAGGCUAAGAAACGUCUACAGAUGGAAACAGAAGAUAAAAAGAAAAUCAUUCCAGAAAUACGAAAAAAAUCUCGACGAGAUUAUUUGAAAAAACGUCAAGCUGAUAAAUUAUAUGAUUUAGAAGGCGAUGUUGCAGAUGAAGAAUAUUUAUUCAAAGAUGUCAGAUUAUCAAGCAGAGAGAAAAAAGAACUAGAAUACAAAAAACGUGUCUUAAAACUAGCGUCGGAACAUAGGAAAGCCGGAGAUAUUGAGAAAGUUAGUCGAUAUCACAUGCCAAAAGAUGAUGUAAAGCCAGAAGAUAAAUAUGUAGAGGAUGAAUUGGAACGGGGGAAUUACGAACAGAAACGAUGGGAAGAGGAUCAUUUACAUGCAGCCACCUUGAAGUUUGGUGCUAAAGAUGCUAAAACUAAAAAUAAAGUAAAAGAAUAUGACGUUAUAAUGGAUGAAGAAAUCGAAUUUGUACAGACGUUAAAAAUGCCUGGUGUUGGUAAAAAUAAAGAGAAAGAUGAAAUGAUGGAUUCUUCUAAGUUAAAAAAGAUGAGUUUAGAAGAAACACGAAAAAGUUUACCUAUUUAUCCAUUUAAACAAGAUUUAAUUGAUGCUAUUGCUGAACAUCAGGUUCUUAUUAUUGAAGGUGAAACAGGUUCAGGAAAGACUACUCAGAUACCUCAAUAUCUACAUGAUGCAGGUUAUACUAAAAAUGGAAUGAAGAUUGGUUGUACCCAGCCUCGACGUGUUGCGGCAAUGUCUGUUGCUGCUCGUGUUUCACAGGAAAUGGGAUGGAAGCUGGGUAAUGAGGUUGGUUAUAGUAUACGUUUUGAAGAUUGUACAUCAGAGAGAACCAUAUUAAAAUAUAUGACAGAUGGUAUGUUAUUAAGAGAAUUUCUUAGUGAACCUGAUCUAGGAGGGUACAGUAUUUUGAUUAUUGAUGAAGCUCAUGAAAGAACUCUUCACACUGAUGUAUUAUUUGGAUUAGUCAAAGAUAUUGCUAGAUUCCGGCCAGAUUUAAAAUUACUUAUUUCCAGUGCUACUUUAGAUGCUCAAAAAUUUUCAGAAUUUUUUGAUGAUGCUCCUAUUUUCCGUAUCCCUGGUCGAAGAUUUCCUGUUCAUGUUUAUUAUACAAAGGCACCAGAAGCUGAUUAUAUAGAUGCUGCUGUAGUAUCAGUGUUACAGAUUCAUGUAACACAACCAAUUGGUGAUAUACUUGUAUUUCUUACUGGACAAGAAGAAAUAGAAACAGCUCAAGAAAUGUUGCUGGAAAGAACAAGAAAAUUAGGAUCAAAGAUAAAAGAGUUGGUUAUAUUACCUAUAUAUUCUACAUUACCAUCGGAUCAACAGGCCAAGAUAUUUGAACCAGCACCACCUGGUGGUAGAAAGGUUAUUCUUGCAACUAAUAUAGCUGAAACAUCAUUAACUAUUGAUGGUAUUAUAUAUGUCAUUGAUCCAGGCUUCUGUAAACAAAAAAGUUAUAAUGCUAAAACAGGAAUGGAAUCUCUACAAGUUACACCUAUAUCUAAGGCAUCAGCCAAUCAAAGAGCUGGUCGAGCAGGUCGUGUCGCUGCUGGUAAAUGUUUUAGACUGUAUACAGCAUGGGCGUACAAAAACGAACUGGAAGACAACACUAUACCAGAGAUACAGAGAACAAAUCUAGGAAAUGUUGUUCUGUUAUUAAAGAGUUUAGGUAUAAACGAUUUGAUUAAUUUUGAUUUCAUGGAUCCACCACCUCACGAGACAUUAGUUUUAGCUUUAGAACAGCUGUAUGCAUUAGGUGCCUUAAAUCAUCGAGGUGAAUUAACCAAAUUAGGUCGACGUAUGGCUGAAUAUCCUGUUGAUCCAAUGAUGUCAAAAAUGAUUAUUGCUGCUGAACAAUAUAAAUGUUCUAAAGAGAUAAUCACGAUAGCUGCCAUGUUGUCUGUUAACAACGCCAUAUUUUAUCGACCUAAAGAUAAAAUUGUUCAUGCUGACACAGCUAGACAGAAUUUCUUCCGUCCUGGUGGAGAUCACCUGACUUUAUUAAAUGUGUACACCCAGUGGGAAGAAACCGAUUAUUCGACACAGUGGUGCUAUGAAAACUUUAUUCAACAUAGAUCUAUGAAACGUGCUCGAGAUGUGCGUGACCAAUUAGAAUCUCUGUUAGAAAGAACAGAAAUAGAAAUAACAUCAGAUGUUGGUAAUACUGUUGGUAUUCGUAAGGCGAUAACAUCAGGUUAUUUUUAUCAUACUGUUAGAUUAAGUAAAGGUGGACAAUAUAAAACAGUUAAACAUCAACAAACUGUCAUGAUACAUCCUAAUAGUUCAUUAUUUGAAGAGCAUCCUCGGUGGAUUAUAUAUUUUGAAUUGGUUUUUACAACAAAAGAAUUUAUGAGACAGGUCAUAGAAAUUGAAAACUCUUGGUUAAUGGAGGUGGCACCGCAUUAUUAUAAAGCUCGGGAAUUAGACGAUGGCGCUACCAAAAAGAUGCCGAAAAGAAUUGGAAAAUCUAAGAAUGAUUUAACUAGGACAUACUAAUAAUAUUAUUAAGUUCAUUAAUCUGAACAGUUAAUAAUCAAAAUUCUGUAAUGAUACAUGAUCACACUGAACAAAGUGAGAUUUGUACCAAUGCCUCUUUUUUUUGUUACUGGUAAUUGCAUCAAAAUCUUACUGUGUAAUUACCAUACAGUUUGGGACAGCUAAAACUAAAUUUUAAGCUUUGAUCACAUGUUGUGCAGAUGAUACUAGCUAUGUCCCAAAGAGGUAGGAAGAUCCACUGGUAAAAAGAAAACGCCUGCAAAUUCUGGUGUAGUGGAUGGGUCGAGUAUGGACUAAUUUUUGUAUUGACUUGACCCUUAUUAUGGACUAUGAGUUAAUAUUCAAUGGCAAUUUGGAAAGAAUAUAAAUAUCUAGCUACAACAUGUUAAUAAGCAGAGAAUAGGUUUUGGUAAAUAUUCAUGGUUUAGAGGCAGAAGGAUAACAGAGUUAAGAGGUUGGUUAUGGUGAUAUGUAUGGCAGAUAAUUCUGUACAUGAUUUUACUAUGCUACUUCAACUUUGUGUCUCAAAAUUCCAGUGGUCAAAAUCAUGCAAGUUAUGGAGCAUUUGUUGCUCUAUCUGUAGUGAAAAGCAUUCAGCCCAACGAAAAUUUGGGAAAAGGUUGGAGCUGGGUAAAGAGACCAGAAUUAACAUUGAAGUCAAUGGCAAAAUUAAUGGUGGUCUGCACCAAAUAGUCCAUUGUAACUACCUGUGUAAACAAAUAUUCAUUUAUCAUUUCAUGUAAUGUCAGAUAUAGUUAUUUUCAUCAUAUCACCUGAUGUAUAUUGUUGAUUGUGUGAAAUAGGCUGGCAAUAAAAAUAUUUGAUCAUUUGUCAAUAAAUUUUGGAUGUAGAUUUA
Molecule: messenger RNA, 4058 nt
Organism: Patella vulgata (common limpet)
Lineage: Eukaryota; Metazoa; Mollusca; Gastropoda; Patellidae
Product: pre-mRNA-splicing factor ATP-dependent RNA helicase DHX16
Exons: 19
Coding region: 107-3202 (1031 amino acids)
Cellular component (GO): catalytic step 2 spliceosome; intracellular anatomical structure
Molecular function (GO): RNA binding; ATP binding
Source: RefSeq, a predicted model, not a curated record